AUGAGUAUAAUUGAUGUGGAUCAAGUCGUCAUCCCGAAACUCAUUUUUUAUAACGACCCGACAGUGAUAAACAUGUGCCACCCGACAAUAGAAAGAGACGACUUUGUGGAGGGAGAAAAAGAAUUGGAGGAACUCAACACACAAAUUGUGACCAACACACCUGAAGUUGAAUUUGGUGGGACAAAAAAGAGGGAAGAAGAGGAUAUGUACGUCAUCGUGGAAACAACAGGGUUCGACUACUUCAAGUACCAACCAACGUUGCACGAAAGCGAUAUACAAUACUUUAUGACACAUUAUAAAAAUGCUUCGGAUUUUAUUAAUCAGGAGAUACAAAAGGAUAUCAUAGAUGUCAACGAGUGCUUUAAACAUAUAAACAGAAUGAUGUUCAGAGAUCACAUCACAAACACAACAAUUGAGUGGUCGAAACGGAUGACAUCGUGUGCUGGGAUUUGUUAUGGAAAGCCGAAUGGCUGUGUUAUAAGACUUUCACAGGGAAUUCUCUCGUACAGACCUACAAAAGAUACUGUAACCACAUUAGUUCAUGAAAGUGUUCAUGCCCAUUUGUUUAGAACGCAUACAAGAGAUGAUGACUCGCACGGAACACGAUUUCAUGAGUGGAUGACGGUGAUAAAUGAACACACGUGUUUGAAUGUGACUGUGUUUCACACGUUUUUUGAUGAGUGCAACAAUUUGAAGAAACACGUUUGGAGAUGUGACGGGACUUGUCGCGAUAAGCCACCAUUUUAUGGAUAUGUGAAAAGGUCAAUGAACAGAGCGCCAGGCCCCAAUGACUUUUGGUACAAAAAGCACCAAGAGACAUGUGGUGGUAAAUUUAUCAAAAUCUCUGGUCCCGAAAAGGAAACAAAAUUUGCGAAAGAAAAGAAGCCAAGAAAGUCUACCAAGAAAUCUGUUCAAUCGGACCUCAAGAAGAUCUUCGACGACAUGUGUCAAAACAAAUGA
Entamoeba invadens IP1 is the source of this 960-nucleotide messenger RNA. RefSeq lists its product as hypothetical. NCBI's taxonomy places the organism in Eukaryota, Evosea, Mastigamoebida, Endamoebidae. The transcript has a single exon. Bases 1 to 960 code for a protein of 319 amino acids. Gene Ontology annotation, biological process: DNA damage response. Gene Ontology annotation, molecular function: polyubiquitin modification-dependent protein binding; single-stranded DNA binding; metalloendopeptidase activity. Gene Ontology annotation, cellular component: nucleus. The record is from RefSeq and is a predicted model, not a curated record.